Molecule: messenger RNA, 1406 nt
Organism: Eriocheir sinensis (Chinese mitten crab)
Lineage: Eukaryota; Metazoa; Arthropoda; Malacostraca; Decapoda; Varunidae
Gene: Taf8
Product: transcription initiation factor TFIID subunit 8-like
Exons: 6
Coding region: 117-935 (272 amino acids)
Biological process (GO): transcription initiation at RNA polymerase II promoter
Cellular component (GO): transcription factor TFIID complex
Molecular function (GO): protein heterodimerization activity
Source: RefSeq, a predicted model, not a curated record
CCUCACCCCUCGCCCAAACAUUGACUCCCUCCUCCCUGCCCUGCCUCGCCUCCCUCUGCCUCGCCGCCGCCUGGGCCCGACGUGUGGCUCCCCCGCAGCCCCACCACUCCCUCACCAUGGCUGCCGUGCCCGUCGGGACCGUGGAGACGACAGGCACCGUUGAUCCUCGCAGGAAAACUCUAGCGGCAGCGGUGGCGGGCAUGCUGCAGGAGGCGGGGUUCAUGGCUUUUGAGAAGGCGGCGCUGGGCACCCUGACGGAGAUACUGCAGAGCUUGCUGAGUGAGAUUGGCCGCAGCAGCCGGGCAUACUGUGAGCAGGCCUACCGCACAGAGCCAGUGGGUGCAGACGUGGUGAUGUCGCUGGUUGACAUGGGCAUCAGCAUGGAGGGUUUGCAGGCCUUCAGGGUUCGGCCCAACAGGGUGGUCAUCACAGCACCAUCACAGCAAGUGGACCUAAAGCAACACAAUGUCUUACAAGUUGGGGACAAGAAGCCACACCCUUACCAUAUCCCUGACCACCUGCCAGACUUCCCUGACACCCACACCUACUGCUUCUCCCACACGUACAAGCAGCCGGUGACAGAGUAUGAGGCAAUCAGGGAGAAGGCCGCAGCACAGAAGAGGGAUAUCGAGAGAGCACUGACUAAGUUUGCUGCCAAGACCAGGGACACACAGAACCUCUUCUUCACUGAUGACAAAGAGUUCCUGUUGGUGGCAGUGGCACCUAACUCCAAGGCCUACCUGGAUGCCCUCAUGCCACGGGACCAGGUGUUUGAGGAGGAGGAGGAACGGGCCAGAAAGAAGAAGAGGAGGCCAGUGCCGGAGGAGAGUGAGGCCCAGGAAAAGGACAAACUAAAUGAGUCACAGGAAGGGGAGCUGGACAACCCUUACCUCCGCCCUGUUAAGAUGCCUCGCAAGGGCAAGACCAAAAAGUGAGGGACAAGGGUGGAAGACUAGACAGAACAGCCACCUUAAUAAAACUUUUUCCCUAUAAUAGGAGAGAAGGCAAGUGCCCCCUUAAUUCAAGAAUGUAAAUCAAUGGAAGUGAAAAUAAAUCAGCCAUUCAGUGAUGGAACAGAAAACCUAUCGAGCAGUGACUCACUUCUAUGGAGUUCAGGAAAACAUACACAAGAAAAGAAGGUAGGGUUGAAUAGUUUGUCCAUCCGGUAACUAGCAGACACAGACAAAGGCACAAAAAAACAAAAAUAGAAGAAAAGGAAAGAUAUUGUCAAAAAGGUCUUAGGACAAAAACCUUGAAUAUGCAGAGGAGUAACAGCCAGUACAUCUCAUCCCCGACUCUUGUAGUCUUCAAGGUCAGGCAAAGUUUAUGAAAUUAAACAUCCUGGCAUAUAAUGAAUAGGAGAUUGGAAAACCCUGGAUUCCCUACCUCAAUGAAGUGAAAAUUGU